AUGACCCCCUCAAGAGCCACACAGGUCCACGACGACCACACCCACACCCACAAGCGCACCUCCUCCUCCUCCGCCUACUCCCGCAAGAGCACCGAGGACUACCGCCGCUACAGCGGCACCGUCAACCACUGCGGCCGUCACUCGAACGACUGGCUCUUCGGCGGCUUCAGUCUGCGCGACACCGUGCGCGGCGAAACCACGAUCUCUAGAUCCUCUUCUCCCAAAGGGUUUCUCAUUCCGAAGACUCUUCCGAUCGAAGUCAAGGGUCCCUCCACUGCCACUGCAAGGACAGUCGGGGGUUGGCUCGCCCUGCUUGGCGGAACAUCAUGGAGGCAGAAAGGCCGCCUUACGAUCUUCGUCUUCGUUUUCUUCCUCGUCUUCAUCUUCAUAUUCUGGUGAGAUGGGUUCGGAGCGGUUCAUCUACCGUUGAUGGGCUUUGAGGUGCGAGCAUAUCACUUCAUAUGAAUGAGAGCAGUGUGGAGGAACGUGAUGGAUUGAGUCCCGCCUGAGACAAGGGGACUGUUUCUUUCCUCGCGGAUUGAGAAUGGAGGAUGUGCCAGUGUCCGGAGCCUAUCGUUGGGCUUAGUGACUUGGAAACUUGGCAGAUACCUCGACUCGUUAUGACUUCAUGGAGCUUCCAUACUCUGCUUGAGAGUUUGGCUCGCUUAUGCCUGAAGGAUGCUAUGUGAAUCUCCAGUGUCUAAGUUAUGUUUCUGUUUGUCGAUAUAGACUAUCUGCUAAAAUUGAGUACGUAUGUCGAUAUC
Molecule: messenger RNA, 764 nt
Organism: Aspergillus japonicus CBS 114.51
Lineage: Eukaryota; Fungi; Ascomycota; Eurotiomycetes; Eurotiales; Aspergillaceae
Exons: 2
Coding region: 1-399 (132 amino acids)
Source: RefSeq, a predicted model, not a curated record